This is a messenger RNA of Haemonchus placei, 621 nucleotides long. Lineage: Eukaryota; Metazoa; Nematoda; Chromadorea; Rhabditida; Trichostrongylidae. The record is from the annotation of a GenBank genome assembly.
CUGGGUAACUAUAUAACUAAAGUGACUUCGAUUAUUUCGUUUCAGGAAUCACGCGAUUGGCGUGACGUAAUCGAUCAACAGCGGCAACCCGCCCCGGGCUACGCGCCUGACACGCGACGCAUCCGCGACGCGAGUGCUUCGCUAGGGAACCUACCUGCAAUCAUCAAUCGCAAGCUAGAAGAAACCCGAAAGCUCGAGAAAGAGCGACAGACCACGGAAUAUGGUUAUCGAUCGUUUGACAGCCGUAGGGAACCAAUACAUGGAGCAUCAUCACAUACAGAAGCAUACGAUAGAUCAGCUGAUUACGGUCGUUUCGAGAAGAGCUACACACCGGAUUACCGUACCCGGCACUACGACUCUUCAAGAUACGGGACAGCAGAAGCUCGUGGGACAGCUACAACUGCUGCAGAUUCGAGCUUUGCGUCGGAUUAUCGACGACGAGAACAACGCGAACUGAGCCCAAGUUCGGGUUACGGUAGACGUGAAAUGAGUGCAGCGUUCCGUGAGGAAAUCCACCGUGAACCGGUCACCAAUGAGCAAGUGGUGGCGGUCAGCGGAAAGCACCGCUGCGCACACUGUGCUGACGAAUUAGGUGAGUUUUUUGAAAAAUUUUCUUUUUAA